GUGUGAAUGGCCUCCUUUGUGCCUCUGAAUUGAAGGCAAUUAGGUGCUACUUAUCUGGGGGUGGGGGGAGGACUUAAGCCGUAUACGCCUACCAGCCUCACGAGCUCCCUCCUCCUGAGCUUAUAAAUGCCACUCAGCUCUGCUGAACCUGCUGAGGACCCUGUGCCUAACCCUCGUCUGUCAUCUAUUCUGGGAACGUUGCGGCCGGCCCCACAGCCAUGUCUCCCUCCGCUGCCCCACCCAGUGGCCCCAAGCCAUCCAGGUUUGGCUGCGUGGACUGGCUUUCCCAGAGCAGCCAUGUGGGGCAAUCACACACCUGCAGGCCUGCUGAAGUCUCUUGGAGAAGCCUCUCUGCUCCAGCCAGGGUAUCCAGCAGCAGGGAGUUCCCUCAGACUGGGGGCAUGGAGGAGAAGCCCUCAGAAGUGUCUUCGCGGGGGACGCCCACGGCUGGCUGGAGCAGGGAGGCAGACGCCCUGCGGGCUCCCCGCGUGCGCACGGCCUUCACCGCGGAGCAGGUCAGCACCCUGGAGAGCACCUUCCAGCGCCGCCGCUACCUGGGCCCCGCGGAGCGCCGGAGGCUGGCCCGGGACAUGCAGCUCUCGGAGGUCCAGAUAAAAACCUGGUUUCAGAAUCGCCGCAUGAAACACAAGCGCCAGCUACAGGACUCCCGGCUGAGCGGCCCCCUCCCGGGAGCGCUCUGCCCACCCCUCUCCGCCCUCGGCAGUGGCUUGCAGCGUCUGUGCCCUUGGGCAUCCCCGCUGGGGCCUCCCGCUCUGACACAGCCCCCUGGCUCCAUCUGGGAUUCCUGCCAAGCGGAGCAAGCCUCCCUGGCCUUGGCGUGGGCCCCGCGCAGCAGGCAGCCUCUGAUGCUCUGCCUCCCGGAGCCUGGGGGCCAGGAGCACACGCUGGGCCCAGCCCUGUCCAGGGGACCCUGGGACCAGUGUGCCCUUCCCCAGACCGGGGAUGCCUUUUGAGGAAGUGUGAUAAGCCAGAGACCUGGGCUGGAGCGGGAGCUGCCCCACCCGGAGCAGGUGCGUGCAGAGCGGCGCCCGGCAUCUCCCAGGAGAGCCGUCCACCGUCUGUUUCCAUCACAGCAACGCCGGGUGUGAGCUGGGUGCCCAUCCGCAGGCGGGACCUGGAGCCCUGACCCACCGUAAGGUUCCAGAGUGUUACAGUUGAAGACAUUCACUGAAUACUACUCCAGGCUUAGUUUAAGAAUGAAGUGAAGUGGUCCGUCAGCAAAAUCAAAAGCCGGAAGUGGACUUGAUGAGUGUUGGGUUUCUAGCGCAGGAUCGAAUGGUAAUUUAUUCAUUAUGAAGUGUUGGAAAAAUAAAGAUUCAGGGGUCCCUGGCUGGGUGGAGCAGGAGCGCAACUCUGGAUCUCGGGGUUGUGAGUUCA
Lutra lutra (Eurasian river otter) is the source of this 1398-nucleotide messenger RNA. RefSeq names its product VENT homeobox (gene VENTX). Bases 219 to 974 code for a protein of 251 amino acids. The record is from RefSeq and is a predicted model, not a curated record. Gene Ontology annotation, biological process: regulation of transcription by RNA polymerase II. Gene Ontology annotation, molecular function: DNA-binding transcription factor activity, RNA polymerase II-specific; RNA polymerase II cis-regulatory region sequence-specific DNA binding. NCBI's taxonomy places the organism in Eukaryota, Metazoa, Chordata, Mammalia, Carnivora, Mustelidae. The transcript has 3 exons.